GUGAUAUUGAAGAUUUCUUUAUGUCGCGUUUAAGCGUACCUCCCAAGUCUGGGAAAUUACCUAACCAGGCAGUUUCGAAACAAUCUGCGAAUAUCAAUCCAAAGGUGUUUUUUGAAAUCAGCAUCGAUAAUAAAAAUUCCGGGAGGAUUGUGAUGGAGCUUUAUGCCGAUACCGUACCUAAGACCGCAGAAAACUUUCGAGCGUUAUGCACUGGGGAAAAGGGGAAAGGGAGAAGCGGAAAGCCACUUCAUUACAAAAAUUGCCCAUUUCAUCGUAUUAUACCUGGAUUUAUGAUUCAAGGUGGUGAUUUUACGCGCGGCAAUGGUACAGGUGGAGAGUCCAUCUAUGGCACCACAUUUCGAGAUGAAUCUUUUGCUGGAAAGGCUGGUAAGCACACGGGGUUGGGUUGCCUUUCCAUGGCCAAUUCUGGGCCAAAUACGAACGGAUCUCAGUUCUUUAUAUGCACCGCUCCAACGCCUUGGCUGAAUGGAAAGCAUGUUGUCUUUGGUAGGGUUGUGGAAGGUAUCGAUAUUUUGAAGCGUAUUGAGCGCCUUGGAUCUGCAUCAGGGCGGACACGCUCCCGCAUUGUUAUAGCGAACUGCGGUGAAAUAAACUCCGGUAUUGAAGCCCUUGAGGUGGCACCGCCAUAUGAAGACGUUGCCAGGAAGAAAAAGUCAUCUCAAGAGAAAAAUUCAAAUGAGUGCAAGGCUGCUUUGGCCUCUCAAAAGGAGAAAUCAGCACCGGUGGGGGAUAAGGUGAACACAGCGACGACAAAGGCUGCUCAUAACAAAGAUGUCAGUGAAGCGCCGGCUCCGAGUUCUACGAAGAGACCUAGAGAUGACACAGAAGAAGAGCGUCGUAAAGGCAUUCGUGCCAAAAAGGCAAAGAUUGCCCAACUCCGAGCCGAGCUAGACUCUAUGUCUGCGUGAGUUAUGCUUGUCUAAGUUUAUCCCGUUUAAUAAGCUAAUAUAUUAAUAUAAACAUUAUUGACAUUUGACGAGGGAUGCGCAAUCCAUAAUCGAA
This is a messenger RNA of Phytomonas sp. EM1, 1023 nucleotides long. The record is from the annotation of a GenBank genome assembly. Lineage: Eukaryota; Euglenozoa; Kinetoplastea; Trypanosomatida; Trypanosomatidae.